This is a messenger RNA of Fukomys damarensis (Damara mole-rat), 471 nucleotides long. RefSeq names its product testis-expressed protein 13D-like. The record is from RefSeq and is a predicted model, not a curated record. Lineage: Eukaryota; Metazoa; Chordata; Mammalia; Rodentia; Bathyergidae.
AUGGCUGUAAACGUCAGAGACUACAAGAAUGGUUUCUGCCACAGUGACGUGGUCAAGUUCAUUAAUGAAGAAGUGUUUAGUAAUGGCGGUGGCCCAGCGUUCUACCUGACCUUUCACUCGCAGCCCUGGAAUGAGAUAGAAAAUUGCCUGAAAUUUAUCGUGGCCGACCCACAGGUGUCGCAUACCAUCAAGAGGGCCUGUGCCUGGAGCGCACUAGCCCUGGGUGUGAGAGAGGCUGCCAGGCAGCGGGAGCAGGGGGCACACUAUGCCCGGCGGCUGCACAAAGAGGUGGGGCGACAACAGGCGGUUCGCCGCAAUCUGACCACCAAGGUGCAGCAGCUUUACGGGGAGCACAAUGAAAUAGCCUUGGAGUUGCAGAGAGCGAAGGAAGAGCUGAAGUAUGCCCUUGAGGAGCGCAAUGUACUGCGCAGUAGGUUGCUUCAGUUUGAGCAGUCCCACCUUAAGUGGUGA